AUGGUUUCGGUUACACUACAGUCACUUCUUGAUUCCAACUUUACAUUUAAAGUACAAGCUUUUGUUUUGAGUAAAGUAACUUCAUUCCUUCCUGAAAAGCAAAUUAUUGUAGAUUUAUGGUCGGAGUUCUCAAACAUAGAACUAGCAGAUCCAUCAUUUCGGAAACUAAACAAAAUCGACAUUCUUCUUGGAGCUGAUGUUUACAGUCAGAUUUUGUUAGAUGGUGUAAUUAAAGGACCUCCAGGUGUACCUAUGGCUCAGCGAACUUCGCUUGGCUGGAUAAUUUCUGGUUCUGUAAAUAUUGGUUCAUCAAUAACACAAAAUCCAAUAGGUAUGCACAUUUCUCAUGUAAAUGAAGAUGAGUUAUUAAAGAGAUUUUGGGAAUUAGAAGCUGAUACUUGUUUAAAUUCAAACAAACAUUUAACUGACGAAGAUAUUUACAAACACUACGAAGCGCGAUGA
Molecule: messenger RNA, 462 nt
Organism: Achroia grisella
Lineage: Eukaryota; Metazoa; Arthropoda; Insecta; Lepidoptera; Pyralidae
Exons: 1
Coding region: 1-462 (153 amino acids)
Source: RefSeq, a predicted model, not a curated record